AUGGCGGAGGCGGCGCCGCCGGCGCCGGCGCGCGACUGGUGGCUUUGCAUGUCGCCGGACGCGUGCAACAACCCGAUCACGUGGUGGUUGGGCCAAUAUGAUGAGAAGAGCGGCACGUUUGACGUCACCGCGGCAGACGGGCCCCACAGGCUGGACCUUGGGUCCACCCUCUAUGCGGCCACUCUCUGGACAGACCCCCAGGGCCGCCAGCUGGUGUACGCGUGGAUCCAGGAGCACCGCCGCGUGCCCACGCCGCCCGCACUGUGCGGGGACUACUCCUACGCCGGCUGCAUCAGCACGCCGCGCGUGGUGACGCUGCUGGACGGCCGCCUGCACCAGGAGCCCCUGCCUGAGAUCACACGCCUCCGCACACGGGUCUCCUGGCACGCGCGCGGCCUGAAGCUCGACCCUGCCGGCCCCCUCCUGCCCCUGCGCGUCGUCAGCGGCACCCACCUCGACAUAUCCAUCACCCUCGUGCCCCCCGGCCCCCGAGCCUCCCCCUCCGACAUCGGCAGCGGUGGCAGCUCCGAGGACCGGGGCAAGGGCGAGCCUGCGGCCGCGGGGCUGGUGUUCAAGUCGUGGCGCGCUGGUGGCCGCGGGGCGGCGGUGUUGAGCUUUGAUUGGGACAGCCACUUUCUGGCUCUGGACUGGGACGAACCCUUCCCCAACGCCUACGACCCCCGCGGGGCGGACAGCCCCGAGGGGCGGCGCGUGGGCGGGCCGCUGCGGUUUUACACGCCAGGCGAGCCGCUGACCCUGCGCGUCCUGCUGGAUGGCUCAGCCCUCGAAGUCUUCACCUCCACCGGCGAGACCCUCACCAGCCGCAUGUACCGCGGCCACCCGCCCGCCUGCCCCUGCCCCGGCUGCGGCCACGGCCGCGGCACCGACCCCACCAUCAACUGCGACGGCGUCGCGCCGGCGGCGCCGCCGGCAGGGCAGGGGCAGGAGGAGGAUCGUACUGGCGUCGCGCUGUUUGCGUCGGGGGCGGCGGUGGAGGUCGAGUCCCUUGAUGUGUGGGAGAUGGGCUCCUGCCGCGCCGCCGCGCCCGCGCUGCCCGCCGCCGCGCACGCCGAGGCCGCGCUCGCCGCCGUCGUCGCGCGCGCCGCCGACGCAGAGGCGGCCGCCGCGGAAGUGGAGGGCGCGCUCCCGCCGGGGGCGAAACCUAUUGAGGCUGGCGGGGAUUGCGUGGGCGCGACAGCGCCGCACGCGGCGCCCGAGGAGGCGACUGAUGAGGCGCAGGUGGCAGGGUCAUUUUUGGAGGUCCUCCACAUCAACAGCGCCUGA
Messenger RNA from Monoraphidium neglectum, 1284 nucleotides. Its product is annotated as glycoside-hydrolase-like protein. The record is from RefSeq and is a predicted model, not a curated record. The transcript is spliced from 4 exons. NCBI's taxonomy places the organism in Eukaryota, Viridiplantae, Chlorophyta, Chlorophyceae, Sphaeropleales, Selenastraceae. The coding region runs from base 1 to 1284 and encodes 427 amino acids.